GGCGAGAUGACCGAUGAAGAAACGCAUCCGCCAUCGGAAGACAAGCGAGAGAUCGUGAAAAGUCCGCUCUGACGGAUUCCGAGAAGCAGGAGUACGUGGACGCCCACAAUGAGUUCCGAAGGCAGACCACGCCCACUGCAGGAAACAUCAGAUAUAUGAAGUGGAGCGAUGAAUUAGCCACUGUAGCCGCCAAUUAUGCCGCCAAGUGUAAGUGGGCCCACAAUGGCGCACGAACUUCCUCUCAGAACACCUUCAAUUACGUCGGAGAGAACAAGUACAUUAACUCGGCUAAGAAAAAAAUCCAUCGUUCAGUGGAGUAUUGGUGGCUAGAGAAUAGCAAGUACGAUUAUGAUACACAGACUUGUAGCUCUGGAAUCUGCACUCACUACACACAGGUUGUUUGGUAUAACUCGGAGUACGUGGGCUGCGCUGUUCAGUUUUGUUCCUCCAUGAAUGGCUUAAGCGGCUGGAAUAACGUUUACUUCCAUGUCUGCAACUAUGGGCCAGGAGGAAACUAUGUAGGACAAGACCCGUACUCUAAAGGAAGCAGCUGUUCCGGAUGUACAGAUGACUGUUGCAAGGAGGAUCUGUGUGUCCCGAUCCGUUAAACGUCGGAUC
Messenger RNA from Saccostrea echinata, 618 nucleotides. RefSeq names its product GLIPR1-like protein 1. Lineage: Eukaryota; Metazoa; Mollusca; Bivalvia; Ostreida; Ostreidae. The coding region runs from base 156 to 608 and encodes 150 amino acids. The transcript is spliced from 5 exons. The record is from RefSeq and is a predicted model, not a curated record.